AUGGAAAGGAGAUGUGUGAAGGCGUUCGGUCUUGGUACGUUCCCAGAAGACAAUCUGCUCCUACCUUCUAUUACUGGAGGAAAGAUGUUAGACCACUCUUUGACGUCAUUCCAACACGUUCGACUUCCGGCCGAGGCAAUGCUUGGAGAUCUUGCAAUGCCCUCCAAUAUGCGUGAUCAAUAUCUUUCAGCUAUCAACCGCCUGGGAAAUGGAGCGUUGGCACUUAGUCUAUGGAUAAUUCCGUUUCUCAAGUGUGCCACGUUUGUUGUGGGCAAGUAUAGCCAGAGUCGAACAGUCCAGCAAGGAAUGCGGGGCGGACGUGUUCCAAUCAUCUCAUUCCGCACCCAACAACUGCCUAUUCUGCAUGCCUUGGCGCAAAUUGCUGUCAUGGAGGCUUUCGCGGAUUGGAUUACUGACCUUUAUAGCACUGAUGUAUCCCUUCAUCCUGCAGCUAAAGAUGGACUUGGGAAUGGCCAGGGAAGCUUGGCUAAUCUGAUUGAGAGAAGUGGUGCCCAAGGGGUGUAUCCACAUAAUCAGAUGGCAGCGUUCGAGUCAUUGACCCGUGCCACUGGAAUUGCGGAAGGGGAAAUUCAGGUUUUGUCUAUCCGCCUUGCUACAGAGCUUCUGAUCGACCGCUAUAAGAUCCCCGAAGCUACGAACCCGAAUUGUUUCUUGGCACAACACGAAUCAGGAAUCAGAGCUGAGCUUCAGGAGCUUCAGGCGAAUAUCAAAGACCACCGAAGUGCCGACUAUAAUAACUACAUUUUGCCUCACUGUCGAUCGAUGAUUCUGGCUAUUGGCCAACGCAUGGCAUACGAGGCUUCUACCGCUGCCGGUAUUGACCCCGCCCUAUUGGCACUUUACGAGGCUGGUGCUAUAAAAGCCGAUUCCAGUUGGUUUGUGGAGAAAAUGGGUCUCAGUCGUACGACUCAGUUCGAGAUGGAGUGCAAAGCGCUUAAUGCAAUUCUGCCGCGACUAGGGGAAUACUUGGAUAGCCUGGAUGUUGAACCCUACUGUACAGCUCCAAUGCUGUCUCCGGACAGGUGGGAUGGUAUCAUUGAUGACAGUCCGAGUUUUGCAGGGAAUGCAAAGGUCAAUUUGGAUUUUGGGGAAAAGUUUGCAUCGAAACUUUAG
This is a messenger RNA of Penicillium verhagenii, 1134 nucleotides long. RefSeq names its product acyl-CoA oxidase. The record is from RefSeq and is a predicted model, not a curated record. NCBI's taxonomy places the organism in Eukaryota, Fungi, Ascomycota, Eurotiomycetes, Eurotiales, Aspergillaceae. The transcript is spliced from 5 exons. Bases 1 to 1134 code for a protein of 377 amino acids. Gene Ontology annotation, molecular function: oxidoreductase activity, acting on the CH-CH group of donors.